AUGAAUCUUUGCGGUAAAAGGGGAAAGAAUGAAUUUGGCAAUAGAAUUGUGAAUCAGAUACUUACACUUCUUGAUGGAAUGGAAGAUAGGGGAGAAGUCUAUCUAAUUGGUGCCACGAAUAGAAUAAAAUCUAUUGAUAGGGCUCUAAUGCGACCUGGGAGAUUUGAUAAGAUUAUUGAAGUUCCACUUCCUAAGGAAAAUGAAAGGCUCGAGAUUUUUUCCAAAUGUAUCAGGAACUUGCCAGCCGAGCAGUUUGAUUUCAGCUUGCUCAAUUUAGAUGGGUUUUCAUCAGCUGAUAUUUCUGGGAUAUUACAAAUUCUCGAUAAAUUUGCUCCUUUGAACCCAGAGAAGCUACUAGUUGAGCAAAUGGAGAAACCAUGCCAGAGACUGUUGACAGUUCUAUGGAAACUGCGGCCAUUGAAGAAAUCCCUACUAUUGAUGGUGAAGCAGCAAAUACGAUAG
Molecule: messenger RNA, 462 nt
Organism: Medioppia subpectinata
Lineage: Eukaryota; Metazoa; Arthropoda; Arachnida; Sarcoptiformes; Oppiidae
Source: the annotation of a GenBank genome assembly